AUGGCUAGAUACGCAGCAGUUCCAUCAAACCCAGCAAAGUCUGCUUCUGCAAGAGGUUCUUACUUAAGAGUCUCUUUCAAGAACACCAGAGAAACCGCUCAAGCUGUUUCCGGCUGGAAAUUAGAAAAAGCUCAAAAGUACUUAGACCAAGUUCUUGAUCACGAAAGAGCAAUUCCUUUCAGAAGAUUCAACGGUUCCAUUGGUAGAACUGGUCAAGGUAAGGAAUUUGGUGUUACCAAGGCAAGAUGGCCAGAAAAGUCCGUCAAGUUCAUCCAAGGUUUAUUGCAAAACGCUCAAUCCAACGCUGAAGCAAAGGGUUUAGACGCAUCCAAAUUAGUUAUCUCUCACAUUCAAGUUAACCAAGCACCAAAGAUGAGAAGAAGAACUUUCAGAGCUCACGGUAGAAUUAAUGCAUACCAAUCUUCUCCAUCCCACAUUGAAAUCAUUGUCACUGAAGAAGAAGAAAACGUUGCUAAGGCAGCAGACAACAAGAAGGUUGCUUACAAUGCAAGACAAAGAGGUAGACUCUCUUCUCAAAAGAGAUUAACUGCUGCUUAA
This is a messenger RNA of Pichia kudriavzevii, 558 nucleotides long. RefSeq lists its product as uncharacterized. The transcript has 2 exons. Gene Ontology annotation, cellular component: ribosome; cytosolic large ribosomal subunit. Gene Ontology annotation, biological process: cytoplasmic translation. The record is from RefSeq and is a predicted model, not a curated record. Gene Ontology annotation, molecular function: structural constituent of ribosome. Bases 1 to 558 code for a protein of 185 amino acids. Lineage: Eukaryota; Fungi; Ascomycota; Pichiomycetes; Pichiales; Pichiaceae.